Messenger RNA from Lobosporangium transversale, 4855 nucleotides. RefSeq names its product SH2 domain-domain-containing protein. The record is from RefSeq and is a predicted model, not a curated record. The transcript has 8 exons. The coding region runs from base 248 to 4711 and encodes 1487 amino acids. Lineage: Eukaryota; Fungi; Mortierellomycota; Mortierellomycetes; Mortierellales; Mortierellaceae. Gene Ontology annotation, biological process: positive regulation of transcription elongation by RNA polymerase II; mRNA transcription by RNA polymerase II; transcription elongation by RNA polymerase II. Gene Ontology annotation, molecular function: DNA binding; histone binding; nucleosome binding. Gene Ontology annotation, cellular component: transcription elongation factor complex.
CAUUCUUCUCUUCUCUCUCUUCUCUCUAUUUAUAUUAUACGCUCCUCUCCUGCCCGUCUGCAGUAGUUGCCAGGCGAAUCAGAUCAAAACGACUUUAUUUGACGGGAGCUAUACAAAAAAACAAGGACAAUCACCAAGGAGGACUCAUUUCCCUUUAACAGAGCUUGGAAUACAGAACAAAGGAGGAUAAUAGAAAUUCGUCAUUCUCUAAUUCCAUCAAUCCUUCAGCUCAGGAAUUAAGGAAGCAAUGUCUGACGAUGAAAGACAGAACUACUCUGAUGAGGAAGGCGAAGAUGUCGGUUAUGAUGACAGCGAUCGCGAUGACUCUGAAGACGAUGAGGAAGAUGAUGAGGAAGAAUUAAAGAGAAUUAGAGAUGGAUUUAUUGUUGAUGAUGACGUGGAAGAAGAAUCAGAAGAUGAAGUGGUCCCUCGCAUAAAGAAGAAGAAAAAAAGAAAAGGUACCGAACAGCCUAAGCGAAAGCAGGAGGACCUUGAUGAAGAAGAUCUGGAUUUGAUGGAGGAGAACACAGGAGUGAAGAUCAGAAGACCAGAGAAAUUUAAAAGACUGAAAAAGCGUAAGCAGGAAGACGAAGAUGAUGACGAAGACAUGUACAGUAGUCGACAUGACGAUGUUCAGAAAAUCUUUGAUGAUGAAGAUGACGAGGGCAUGGACGAUCGUGGUGGUUAUGAUGAUGAGAUGGAUCGCUUCAUUGAUGAUGAUGAAGAUGAAGAUAUGGAUAUAGACGAUCGAAGACGUGAUCGCCGCGAAAAACCAGUUGCAAAACCCAGGGCUAGACACGCACCAUCCAUCGAGGGUCUUAGUGAAGAUGUUUGGGGCGAAUGGUACGAAGUAUUUGGUGAUGGUGAAGAUUAUGCCUAUGCACUUGGCAAGGAAAAUGGGGAAGACAUGUAUUAUGAAAAGAAACCAGAACCUCGUCUCAAGGAUGUAUUCGAACCUGGUGUAUUGGCUGAAAGGAUGAUGACGGAUACUGAUGAGAUUAUUCGAGUUAAGGAUGUUCCUGAACGCAUGCAACUUCGUCCUGGAAUCCAAGCCGAUAGACAGCUGACCGAUGAUGAUAUUGAGGAGGAGGCUUAUUGGAUCACCACACAGAUGAACGAGAAUAGACGAGGAGUUGACCAGCCCGCUUUCCAGAAAGAGAAUGUUAAUAAUGUCUUGAAGUUCAUGUCACAGGAAUUGAUGGAGGUACCCUUCAUCGAAACCCAUCGACGAGAUUACUUCACCAAGGUGGAUGGUCAACAGUUGACCGAACUCUUAUCACGCGAAGACUUGUGGUAUAUCUAUGAUCUAGAUCUCAAGUUUCGAUCAUUUCUCGAGCGUCGAGAAGCCAUCAAGACUCUUAUUGACCGCAUGGAAAUCAAGGAUGAGUAUCUAAAUGACUCACUACUCAAGGCUACUAAGCUGGAGGAGUUAACGGAUGUUUCCGACUACAUUAAUCUACGCUUUUCUAAGCAGAUUGACAAGACAAAAACAUUCAAGAGACCAGGUUCUGGAGGUGCUUAUGAUACUUCCAAACGUGAGCAACUUGCAGACUAUAUCAAGGAUUUUGGAUUGUCAGCACGCGAGUUUGGAACUAAUCUGUUGGAGGAAAACAAGCGUCAUUUCCCAGAAGAUGUUGCCAUUUCACCUCACGAGGCGGCUGAAAAAUACGUGGAGCGUGGCUUUCCAUCGACAGAUCGUGUGGUUGUCAUGGCUAUGAGUAUGAUCUCACAGGAAGUUGCUGUGGAUCCACAAGUCAGGAAAGCUGUUCGUCAAAAAUACGAGAGCGCUGCAUGUGUUACUGUUACACCAACUGAGAAGGGCAUGACUGUCAUUGAUGAACUCCAUCCCUAUUAUCCUUUCAAGCGGUUGGCACAAAAAUAUGUCCGUGAUUUCCACGAUGGUCAAUACCUGCAGAUUCUUCAAGCGCAAUCAGAAGGCCUUGUGAAAGUGGAGAUCAAACUUCCGGAUGAAGCAGCCUAUCUUCAAAAAGCAUUUGAAUAUUUCCUGAGCGACUACUCCUCAGAGGUUGUCAGCAAGUGGAACGAAGUGCGCCGCAAAAUCUUGACAAGUGCCCUAAAAGACCAUGUUUUUGGAUUAAUGGAACGUGGUUUAAGCGAGAAAUUACGCUCACAAGCUGAGGAGUGGGUUGCCAAGAAGUGUCAAAUCAGUUUGGAAGAGAAAUUAAAUGUUGCACCUUAUGCUCCUCGGGAUGCAAAGUGGGAUCGAGACUACUCGCCAAGGGUAGUCGCUAUCUCACAUGGAGCCGGGUCGCCCAAAGAUGCUAUCCAGGUAGCGUUUUUGGACGACAAGGGCAAGUUUGCAGACCACAUAAAGCUCGAUAGCCUUCGUGAGCUCAAAGGACAAAAGGAAUUGACCGACUUUUUGGAUCGUCGCCGACCAGAUGUCAUCAUAGUAGGCGGCUUUACCGUUGCAACCCGUCGCUUACUAGAGCAGGUCGAGAAGACAAAAGCAGAUGAUACGCCAGUGAUGAUGAUCAACGAUGAGGUCGCACGUCUAUACCAGAAUUCUAAGAGGGCAGCAGAGGAGUUCCCAGAAGUACAUCCACUGACUCGUUAUUGUAUCAGCUUGGCUCGAUUGGCGCAAAAUCCUAUGAAUGAAUACGCAGCGCUUGGACGCGAUUUGAUCAAUAUCCGCCAGCAUCCAUUGCAACAUCUUGUUGGCGAGGAUCGACUCCGGGAACUCUUGGACCGCGCCCUUAUCAAUAUCAUCAAUGCUGUUGGCAUCGAUUUCAAUGCGGUUGUUGACUCGCCCUACAAGGCUCAUAUGCUCCAAUACAUCUGUGGCCUGGGUCCUCGAAAGGCACAGAGUUUGAUUAAGAGCAUUGAAGCGGAUCAACAUAAUGGAAGCUUGGACAAACGUGGAGAUCUUGUCUUCCGCAAGCUACUGACAUGGAAUAUCUUUAUGAAUUGCUGCUCUUUCCUCCGUGUGCAGACCAACUAUGGUGGAGAUGUUCUGGAUGAAACUCGUAUUCAUUCUGAGGACUAUAAUUUGGCGCGAAAGAUGGCCGCAGAUGCACUUGAGAUUGAUGAAGAAGGAUUAGAGGAGUAUGAAAACGCAUCUCAACAUGUGGAAGAGUUGAUGAGAGAUGACAGUGCGGAGAAGUUGAAUGAGCUAUUGUUAGAAGAUUAUGCCCAUCGACUUGAGGUAAUUCAACACAAGCCUAAGCGUAUGACCUUGGAGAUGAUUAAGGUAGAAUUACAGCAUCCCUUUAAAGACCCUCGCCGGCCCUUCGAGCGUGCAUCACCAGAAUUGAUCUUCACAAUGCUCACAGGAGAGACAGAUCAGACGCUCAAGGAGGGUUUUAUUGUCCCUGCAUUGGUAACGAGAAUCCGUGACAGAAAUGCGAUGUGUCGUCUGGAUUGUGGUAUCGACGGUAUCCUGGCUAUACAAAAUAUUUCAGAUUCGAAGAUUGGAUCUAUUUCAGAUGUAUUGUCGGACGGUCAGACGUUGCAGGUCAAGAUCCUUCGACUGGAUAAGGAGAAAUUCUUUGCAGACCUGUCAUGUAAGGAAAGCGAGUUGCGGCAAGGCGAUUUGAAGCUGCGAAUGCUUCCAAUUGACAGAAUGUUUGAUCAAUUUGAGGAAGAGAAGGCUCAGAGCCAAGUGAAGACGACUGUAAAGAAGAGCAAUUUCUUGCCCCGCAAGAUCACCCACCCCUUGUUCAAGAACAUGAACGCAGAGGACGCUACCAAGUUCUUGUCAGAUAAGCCUCGUGGCGAACUGGUGAUUCGACCUUCCACUCGCGGUACUGACCAUCUUUCAGUUACUGUCAAGCUUGCAGAUGACCUCUACAAGAUUUUUGAUAUCCUGGAGAUGGACAAGAAAGAUGAUGUCAGUUUGGGCAAGACUCUGAAGAUUGACAAUGCAAAAUACAGUGAUCUGGAUGAGUUGCUUGUUUCUCACAUUGAGGCAAUCCUGAGCAAGACGGAAGCACUCAUGGCCAGUCCAAAAUACAAAGAGAAUGCCUCUGAUCUUAGACAAACAUUGGAAACACAGACAAAAGCUAAGCCAGGAGCAGCAGUUUAUGGAUAUACACUGGAUCGCAAGUUCCCUGGAUAUUUCUUACUGUUAUUCAAGAUUGGCGCUAACCGCCCAAUCGAGGAAUGGAAUAUUAAGGUUUUCCCUGAACACUAUUUGCUGAAGGGACCGACCAAGAAGGAGUGCAAAGAUGUGAUAUCGAUAUCAAACAGCUUUAAAGAGUUGAUGAUGCAACGUAGUCGACCCAAACCUACGGCUGCAGCUGCAGCAGUGCCUCCAACAGCAUCAUCCACAGCAAACAAUCGGCCACACUAUAAUAGCUAUAAUGGAAGCAGCAACAGUGGAAGCAGUGGAUACAGUAACCCUCAUUAUACACCUUCACACCCAGGAACAUACCAUCAUCCACACUACCAACCUCAUCCAUCGCAUCAACCUGUGGCACCUCACCAUGCAGCAAUGCCACCGAUGCAACAACCACCCCAUCCUUCAUCUUCGGGGGCUGGACAUUGGGGUGCAACUCCAUGGGGCGGUGCACCUUGGACGGGUGCAGCAGGUGGUAGUCAUAUGGGCCCUCCAGGACAUAUGACAGGUCCUCAUCAUGGUGGAUAUGGCAGUGGACAUGAUGGAAGGCAUGGUCAUCCUUCGCGAGCGCCACCAACACCACGUCGUUUCAUGCCUCCUCACGGUCAACCGUCGCAACCCUAUGGUUAUUAAUGAUUAGUACCUUUAAAGAAAAAUCUAUAAAUUAAAAAUGACGAAAAAAUAAGGCGACUGUGAAAUUAGAUGUCUGUCUCAAGAGGUACCUUCAAUGAUACAAAGUUUUUAAUUGUUUUAUCCAUUUUAAUUUGCAUUGCUCCG